ACCAAAAAAUAACAACAUAGGCUUCUUUAAUUAACUUCACCGAUAACCCAACCCACAAGAAACAAACAAAUACUUGAAAGCCAAGAACAUCACGUCGGUACUUGUUUCCUUCUCUCUUAGUUCUCCCCGCUGCUGAAGGGGGUCUCUCUUCCACUUCUCUCUCUCUCUAUAUAAUAAGAAUUGAGAAGAGAUUAAUCACAAAGCUUUGCUUCGUUGUGCCGGAUCGAAAUAACGCGUUUUGCGCAAACAAGGUGUUCGGUGAUGGCGACUGGAAUCGUGAACAACGAAGUUCGUGUGGGAGAAAAUGAGGAGUCAGAGACUUCAAAUGGCAUUGAGAAAUUAGAGAUUUCGAAUGGCAACGAUGAGGUCUCUGAAAAUUCUUCAUCUAUGCAAAGAGAUGAAGAUGAGGGGACAGCAGAAGUUGCAAAGAAGAAGAAGAAGAAAAAUAAAAGCAAGAAAAAGAAGGAGCCACUGAAGCAGACUGAUCCUCCAUCUAUUCCCAUUGUUGAGCUUUUCCCUUCUAGGGAGUUUCCUGAGGGUGAAAUUCAACAGUACAAAGAUGAUAAUUUGUGGAGGACUACCUCUGAGGAGAAGAGAGAAUUGGAGCGCCUUGAAAGGCCAAAAUAUAAUGCAGUCCGCCAAGCAGCUGAAGUCCAUCGUCAGGUUCGGAAAUAUAUCAAAAGUAUCUUGAAACCUGGACUGUUAAUGACUGACCUGUGUGAAACCUUGGAGAACACAGUUCGCAAGCUAAUUUCAGAGAAUGGUUUACAAGCAGGGAUUGCAUUUCCUACUGGAUGCUCUCUAAACUGGGUUGCUGCUCACUGGACUCCCAAUUCUGGAGAUAAGACUGUGCUUCAGUAUGAUGAUGUGAUGAAAUUGGAUUUUGGAACUCAGAUUGAUGGAUUUAUAGUUGAUUGUGCCUUUACAGUGGCAUUUAAUCCUAUAUAUGACCCGCUUCUUGAAGCUUCUCGUGAAGCAACCAAUACAGGCAUCAAGGAAGCUGGAAUUGAUGUCCGUCUUUGUGAUGUUGGUGCUGCAAUUCAAGAGGUGAUGGAAUCAUAUGAGGUUGAAAUAAAUGGGAAGGUAUUUCAAGUGAAAAGUAUACGAAACUUGAAUGGACAUAGCAUUGGGCCCUAUCAGAUACAUGCUGGAAAAUCAGUUCCUAUUGUGAAAGGAGGGGAGCAAACAAAAAUGGAAGAGGGUGAAUUUUUUGCCAUUGAAACCUUUGCUUCUACAGGGAAAGGAUAUGUCAGAGAAGAUCUAGAGUGCAGCCAUUAUAUGAAAAAUUUUGAUGUGGGACACAUUCCACUAAGGUUGCCUAGAGCUAAGCAGCUGCUAGCUACAAUAAACAAGAACUUUUCUACGUUGGCCUUCUGUAGACGGUAUUUAGAUCGCUUGGGAGAGACCAAAUACCUGAUGGCAUUGAAGAAUUUAUGUGAUGCUGGCAUUGUUCAGGCCAUUGUCCAACUUUAAGAAUAGAAUUCUUUCCUACUUAAAUUUCAAGGCUUCCUGGUAUAAUUUGGGCUAAGUGGACUGCGUACUUCUAUUAUGUCUAUUAUCAUUUAGCUUUAUGGUAGUGAUUUUCAUCCACCCAUAACUUAAAAUCAGUUGGGAGAUUGGAUGAGGUGUUAAACCAAGAACAAUUUACUUGGCCUUCCUGCAGUUGUCAAUUAAACUAGAAAUCAUUGAUUUGGAAAGAACAUCUGGGACAGAUGCCUUAACAAAUCAGUCCACUAUAUGAUGUUGGUUCUUGUAGCUCAUUACUCUUAUGUUAGUCUAUUCCAAAAACACAUUCUACAUUUUCUUUUCUUGUAAUUUUCUAUGAGGAUCUGAAGAGUCAAAUAAUAUCUGUAAUUAUUCCUUUGUCAUUUCUUUUCUUUUUAAGUAUAAUUUAGAUCCAGGGCUGGUGUGAGUGACAGGUCAAUUUGCGACGCCUAGUACUUUUUUUAUGCCUUCAGAACUGAAACAAAAUUAUUGAUCACAAGUGCUAAAGAACCUAUCUUCAUAGUUCUAAACUUGUGUAUUGCUGUUUUACUGAAUUUGCUGACGUGCUUUUAUAAUCUUUUUCUGUUCCGCAAUGUAAG
This is a messenger RNA of Durio zibethinus, 2084 nucleotides long. Lineage: Eukaryota; Viridiplantae; Streptophyta; Magnoliopsida; Malvales; Malvaceae. The record is from RefSeq and is a predicted model, not a curated record.